GUGGCUCCAUUUGAGGAAGAUUGCUUAUCUCUCUCCUCCCGUCCACAACUCGGCUUGGCUGAGAAAUCUAACUAACCUAUCCAAACAAACCCCAGGAGUUGUUCUCCAUCGGGACGUGUUUUAUUACGCGUUGAUGGACUUGGAUGAAUUCGCCAUCAUUGUGAAUCCACUACUUUAAGUGUUUUGUCUUGCGCCAUUCCGAUGAACGCUGCGCCAAGAAGAGCAGCUCUGCGUAAAGUCAAACAGCUUCAGAUGACCAGCACUGGAAACUCUGCAGCGGCUGUUGUUAAGACUGGAAGAAAAAGAACCUAAAGCCAACGAGUCCUGAAGCGUUUUUGGUUUGAUAUUGGAAGGAAAAAAAAAAAAAAAAAACUGUUUUAACGCGUCGCAAAAGUUGAAUCAAAAGUUGUUAAGGCAAAAGGGAAAACGUGGUGCGAAGUGUGCGCACGAAUCUGCUCUAUUGAUCCGUUUUGUGCAAAAUUAGAAGAAAUCACAGACUGAAGGAUCAGUCCAAGUCGGAUGAAUGUCUGUCUGCUGACUGCUCUGGGCUGUAAACUUGUUGAAUGAUCACCUCGCCGUAGGAGCGCGUUGGAUGAUGAUGCUUGUAGCGAAAACCACAACUGACAGAAAAUCAAGCUUCACCGUCUGACAGCCAGUGACUUGUGAGCGUCCCCCCUCUGCGGAUCCCGUCUUUACCUCUGGUUGACCCUUUGAACACUCAGCCCUUGUGAAGACUUUCACUUGUUGACACACAUCAUCAGCCAGGCACAAGUGGUGGCAAUCAAAGACAAAAUAACUGAAUGGGGGCUAAUCGUUGCCUGAAGCUGCUAUUAGAACAGUAGCAAGAUGCUGCCGCAGUUCCCAAAUGCUUUAUUGCGUCGCUCAAAGCUUCAGCUAAUUUAGAACAUUUCCAGCGAUAUCCUUUUUGUGGUCCAGGAGCAGCUGUAAAGAUAAAAAAGAGUAAAAAAAAAUUCCACAACGGCCAUACAGAAUGAGAUCAGCAAUGCUUUGGUCUUUAUUGUUCACCCUGCAAGCAUUGUGCGCCAGCGUGGCACAUGCCAUGCAACAUUACCCAGCGGCCUGGGGACACUAUGAUGUGUGCAAGUCCCAGAUCUAUACGGAGGAGGGUCUGGCGUGGGACUACAUGGCCUGUCAGCCGGAAGCUACUGACAUGACAAAGUACCUGCGAGUGGCCCUCGACCCCCCAAAUAUCACGUGUGGAGAUCCGCCAGAAACGUACUGCGCUUUGGAGAAUCCUUACAUGUGCAACAAUGAAUGUGAUGCCACGACUGAGGAACUAGCUCAUCCUCCCGAGCUGAUGUUUGACUUUGAAGGUCGCAAUCCCACAACUUUUUGGCAAUCCACCUCAUGGAAGAAAUACCCCAAACCACUGCAAGUCAACCUCACACUGUCAUGGAACAAGACUAUUGAGCUGACUGACGACAUCGUACUGACCUUUGAGUCAGGCCGACCGGAGCAGAUGGUCCUGGAGAAGUCCCUCGACUACGGCCGGACCUGGACCCCUUACCAGUUCUACGCCACAGACUGCCUGGACGCCUUCACCAUGGAACCCAAGACUGUCAACGACCUCACCCAGCGCACUCUGCUGGACAUCAUCUGCACCGAGGACUACUCCCGAGGUUACGUUUGGAAGAAUGACAAGACAGUACGUUUUGAGAUAAAGGAUCGCUUUGCCCUUUUUGCCGGACCUCGUCUUCACAAUAUGGCUUCGCUUUACGGCCAGCUGGAUACCACCAAGAACCUGCGGGACUUUUUCACCAUCACUGAUCUGAGGAUUAGGCUGCUGAAACCAGCCACUGGAGCCACCAUGGUGGACGAGAACAACCUGUCCAGAUACUUCUACGCCAUCUCUGACAUUAAGGUGCAGGGCAGGUGCAAGUGCAACCUGCAUGCCAACAGCUGUGUGUUUGACAAGGGGAAGCUGGGCUGUGAGUGUGAGCACAACACCACAGGGCCAGACUGCAGCCGCUGUAAGAGGCACUACCACGGAAGAGCCUGGAGUGUGGGCUCCUACCUCCCAAUACCCAAAGGAACGGCAAAUAUAUGUAUCCCCAGUAAUCACGGACCAGUGCAUCGAGCAAAUGCUUCAUCUCUUGGUGUUGCAAAUCGAAACCAAGGUAGGCUUAUAGGCUUUGUAACUUCAGCAUGA
Molecule: messenger RNA, 2170 nt
Organism: Sphaeramia orbicularis (orbiculate cardinalfish)
Lineage: Eukaryota; Metazoa; Chordata; Actinopteri; Kurtiformes; Apogonidae
Product: netrin-G1-like
Exons: 6
Coding region: 992-2170 (392 amino acids)
Biological process (GO): animal organ morphogenesis; tissue development; axonogenesis
Source: RefSeq, a predicted model, not a curated record